GGACGCCGCGCUGCUGUGGCGGUUUUUCUCUUCCCCAACAACAUGGACAGUGCUGUGCUGGAGUAUUGCUUCGGCGAUGUGUCGCCGUAUGACACGUCGACGCCAAGCUUCGCCACGACGGAGAGGAUUGUGCAGGCAAAGAUCCCGCGAGUGCCUGAGGCCCCAGCCCACGAAGAAAUGACAAAGGAGCGGCUUGGACCAGCGGGUGUUGGAUUCACCGUGUUCAGCUUGGGCGCAUACACGCCGCGCACGCGCCAGUUCACCUGUGUCGAGGCCGUGCGGGCGUUUCCUUCCAUUCGGUCCGAUGUCGCCGUGUGCGCCGGCAAAUGGAUGUUCGAGGUCGUCAUCGUCACGACCCCAGAAACCAUCCAACUCGGCUGGUGUUCUCCAGCCUGCCGCUUUACAGCAUCGGACGGUGUUGGGGACUCGCGAGACUCGUAUGCAUAUGACGGGAUGCGGCGGCGAAAGUGGAACGUGGGCAGCCGCAAGUAUGGCGAGCACUGGGUCCAGGGCGACGUCAUUGGCUGCUGCAUCGACCUUGAUCAGGGAACCAUCAGCUACUACAGGAACGGCCGGGACCUUGGCGUUGCCUUUGACAAGGUGCGCGUGGGCCACCGCCUGGCCUACUGCGCGGGCGUCUCUGUGGCGCAUGGCGGGAUGGUGUUUGUCAACGUCGGGCAGGCGCCGUUUCACUACCCGGUUGCCGGCCACAGCCCGCUCCAGGCCCCGCCCACAUCGGCCAUUCACCGUGCUCGCACCAUCUUCGAUAUGCUGCUGAAGGUUGAGGAGGCGCCACGGCGGUUUGCGGAUGCGAUGGGCGCCGAUGCCGAGAUGGACGCCAUCAUGGCCACUGCCGCCCUUGUUGAUGCGCUCGGGCCGCUUCUCUCGGACGAACACGUUGUCCAGACGGUCGUGAUUGACACGUUCUUCAAGUGGCUCGCCGCCGACCAAGAGGAGCGCAUUGCAACUGUGCUCGAGUCCAUCGUGCAAGUUCUCGGGGACCGACACGCGGAGGAGUUUCUCAUCACGCUCCUCCUCCGCCUAUCCGUCACCACGCUCAAGACCUCCGUCACAGAAGGAGCUGUGCAGUACAUCAAGCUGGCGCGGAUUGUUCUCGAGAACCCAACGCUGUACAAGAUACAUGUGCAGCAGUUCAACGGGGACAUGGCGUACUGCUGCAUGGUACUGGCGCUGUUUCUGGACCGUCACGUCUCCAGCGACGAUGCCCACCGCAUGUUCCCGCACUACAACGCCCUCCACCACCUCGCCGAGGGCGAAGGGGUUGACAUGUCGCUGCCGAAGCGGUAUGCGGAGGCGGCGGAUGAGGUGGACCGGGAGCGGGGCGCGCUCAUCGGCCUUGGGCUGGACAAGCUUGGGCCCGACGCAACCGUGGACGACUGGAAGCAGAACACCGUGUUGCCCAUGCUGUGGGAGCUCCUUCAGAAGGCGAGCGAGCCAAGCCUGUUUGUACAGUCGCUGUCGCUCCCAGCGCCCGUGAUGAUGGGCGUAUUCUUCGGCCUCGUGUCACACCUGAUGCAGGACGAUCUGUUUGCCAGCGGCGACGUGGCGUGGAUGGACCUUGCAGAGGCGCGCAACUUCUUUGCGGCGGUGCGCGGGCCGUCCCUCGGCGGCGAGCGGCUGGGCGGUUCGCUGGACUUUGUCCGCGCAGAGUACAAGAAGCGCUCUGAUGCAGGGGAGCUGCCGCCGCUGCCAGAGCGAAGCGACAGCGCCGGUGUGUCGCGCAAGGUGUUUUUGAUGCUGAUGCUGACGAUGGUGUUGUCAGCGAUGAUGAAAGACCUGCGCGGGGUGCUGGAGGACGCGCGGUGGGCACGCCUCAUUGCCGACGCCGCGUUCAAGUUUGAGGCUGCCAUGCGCCCACAGCAGCACCAGGGUGACGGUGGUGAUGGUGCUGGUGAUGGUGAUGAGACGACGCCACCGCAGCCAGCCAGCGAAGAGCAGCAGCAGCAGCAGCAAGAGCAGGAGCAGCCACAAAGCGAGGAGCGUGACGACUGGGCACCGGCUGUGUUUGAUCCGUGGUCGAAGGACGACCGGGAAGAGGCAGACCUCUUGACACAGCCGGAGCGCUGGGGACGCGACGUCAAGAUGCUCAUGUGCCGCCGCGCACUGCGACUCGGCACACAGCGGCAGCACAAGCUGCUGGUGUUUACCGAGCAGCUGCUGAAUAUGCUACAAGGGCUGGAGGAAGGCAAGGCGCUCGGGUUGGUGUCUCUGAGCUUUGGAUUUGCGGUGCAGCACAUGAUGUUCAUGAUGGGGCUGGCGACGGCAGAGAUGCACCUCUCUGCGACGUCGCGCCACUGCCUGCUGUUCCUGCGGGACGAGCACGGACGGCGCGUGGCGACGCGGAUGCUGCAGGUGUUCUCCUCGUGGCUGGUGAGCGAUCAGGUGGUCAACCCAAGCAUGCGCUCUUGCGACUGGUCCUGCGCCACCGUCACCCACACCCACGACAUGUGCGAGCUGCUGUGCUCGGAGCGGGACCUCUUGCUCCUGUUCUUGCGCAACCUGAUGCUCUCUGUGACGGAGGAGGUCCAGCCGUUGGGGCGCGUCAUCGUCAUCCUCAGCAGCAUGCUGGGUGCGCACGGGCUGGGCGGCGAAGCGGUUGUGCGCGUGCGCGACGGGCUGGUUCGGGAUGAAGCGGGCCUGCCACCGCCGCCGCUGGCCGAGGCGUGGCAGGCCACAUGCAAGGCCGAGCGGGAGCUGGUGGGCAAGUUUGUUGCGGCGGCGCUGGAGCAGCCCAACUGGGCAUCGUCGGAGCUGUGGCAGCGGCUGAGCGCCAUCAAGGAGGAGCUGGCCAAGCAGUUUGCCGGGCCGCGCCUGGUGGCAGACGUGCAGCGCAGCCGCCUCCUCUACUCUGCACUCGGCAGCGUCCUCCAGCUGUUUGAGUUUCUCGCACGCACGUGCCCGUCCAUCUUUGACGAGAGCCUGCCGCACCCGGACAACGCGCUGCGCACGGUGCAGGUUGCUGAGAUUGCCCUGCACAUUAUUGAUCGCCUGUUCCUCACAGACACGUUCGCCGACAUUGUUGCGUCGUGCGUUGGGCUUGCGGAGUGCAGCGUGCCCGGCCUGGUCCUGUGCAGCCUCAGCAUCGUCACUGCGCUGGCAACCAUGUCCGACAAGAAUAUGGAGCGCGUUUCGGAGAACUCGCUGCUGACGGAGGCGGUGCUCACGUCCCUUGACGACCGGUUGCAUGCAAGCAACAGCCCCUUGCAGCGCGUCAGUGCGGAGGACCGUGCAGAGGUGCUUGGUGUUGUUGAGCGGCUGCGGUCGCUUGCAGCGGAGCAGGCGAAGAAGAAAGCACGACGCCAGUUGACGGACAGCACGUCCUCGGACGACGGCGACCUCUGCCCCAUCUGCUACGCACACACCAUUGAAGUCAAGUUCAUCCCCUGCGAGCACACGAGCUGCCGCCUGUGCAUCUCCCGCCAUCUUCAGAGCAACAGCGAUUGCUUCUUCUGCAAGGCCAAAGUCGAAAGGUUGGAAGACAUUGGCGAGGCUGACACGUCCGUUGAUGCGAACAACACAGGCAGCACCACCGCCAAGAGGCGCCGUUCAUCAAGCGAUUAGUUUGCUUGGUUGCUCAGCUGUUUUCGAGCGUGAUUGUGUGUGCGUGUUUGUUUGUUUGUUUGUUUGUUUGUGUGUGUGUGUGUGUGUGUGUGUGUGUGUGUGUGUGUGAUGUUUUGUUCUGUGGUUGUGUGGUAGAGUGGCAAAGCACGCCUCAAUGAAGAGCGCAAUCAAAUGCUGUGACGGUA
Molecule: messenger RNA, 3767 nt
Organism: Salpingoeca rosetta
Lineage: Eukaryota; Choanoflagellata; Craspedida; Salpingoecidae
Exons: 15
Coding region: 43-3582 (1179 amino acids)
Cellular component (GO): cytoplasm
Molecular function (GO): ubiquitin-protein transferase activity; protein binding
Source: RefSeq, a predicted model, not a curated record